AUGCUACCCGCUGCUGGUAUGGACGAAGAUGCUACUCAGUAUCACAUACGGCUGGCCGUUGAUCAUGCCAGAGACUACAACGACCUCUUUGAUGCCUUGUCAACUUGGGCUGAGGCUGGUUCUGUACGCCCUCAGGCUCCAGUUAUCGACCGUGGCCACAAGGAGGAGCUUCGUGUUAACCUGCAAAUGCCAGAACGAUACAAUGGAAUGUACCUUACCGAUGAGGUCUACGAGAUGUGGAAUCAGUACGCCCCUAAGCAGAUUUUCGAGGAGGACGGUCGGAUCAUGCUGCAGAUGCUGGCUCGUCGUCCAGCGGAUGCUCUCUUGGACAACUUUCAUGAUCUUCGAUGGGCUCCUCGUACUAACUUCGCUUCAGCGAAGGCGGAGCUGAGACAUCUUCAGCCUACCCGCAUUGAGGAAAUGGUUGACAUCAUCAGCGACUACGCCCCGGCUACUGACCUGACUUCGGCUUCGAGCCCUGCUGUACAACAAGUCGAUGCCAAGUUGCAGAAGGUUCUAGCAGCAGUGGCGACUUCUACUUCUCCGGCAGACAAUCUAUUGCAACAGCUCACCGAUAAGGUACAAGGUAUCGAGAAGCAGUUACAGAGCUCUCAAAGUCGUCGACCAUGA
Messenger RNA from Perkinsus marinus ATCC 50983, 630 nucleotides. RefSeq lists its product as hypothetical. NCBI's taxonomy places the organism in Eukaryota, Perkinsozoa, Perkinsida, Perkinsidae. The transcript is spliced from 3 exons. The coding region runs from base 1 to 630 and encodes 209 amino acids. The record is from RefSeq and is a predicted model, not a curated record.